Molecule: messenger RNA, 903 nt
Organism: Microthlaspi erraticum
Lineage: Eukaryota; Viridiplantae; Streptophyta; Magnoliopsida; Brassicales; Brassicaceae
Source: the annotation of a GenBank genome assembly
AUGUCAUCUUCCACAACUACCACCACCACCGUCCACGGCGAUCCUGAUCGGCGAACUUACUGGUGUCACGAAUGUGAUAUGAGUCUAUCCCUCCUCUCUUCAUCCUCCGCUUCCUCUCCUCUAUUGUGUCCUCAAUGUCGCGUCGAUUUCCUCGACCGUAUGGAUGACGAAUCUUCCCCUACUCUCUUUGACGUCACCAUCGGCGAUUUCGAAGAAGAAGAAGAUGGAGAACAGGGAGACGAAGACGACGAGGAGGAUUGGUGUUUCGUUGAUCCGACGGUUAAUUCCGAUGACAAUUUCCUCCUCGAUAGCCCUUACCUCCACCGUCUUCUCCGCCAUCUCGCAUCCGAGAAUUCCGGAUCGUCUUCUUCCUCUUCUUCCUCUGCUUCAUCGUUAUUGAAAUCUUCGGAUAUCGAUUCGAUUCCUACGAUCCAGAUCUCGUCGUCCAUGCUCUGUUCAGCCGAUUGCUCAGAUCCCGAUCCGGAUUCCGUUUUACUCUGCGCCGUUUGCAAAGAGGAUUUCGUCGUCGGAGAAUCCGCUCGGAGAUUGCCGUGUAGCCAUAUAUACCACUCCGGUUGCAUCGUCCCUUGGCUAUCGGAUCACAACUCGUGUCCGCUCUGCCGAUUCGAGCUCCCCACGGCGGCGAAAGUGGAAACUGGUGGCUCAGAGGCUGAGAUGAGGAUCCGAUUGUCGGGUCUGGCUGCGAUUGCCGACGGAGAUGAGGAGGAAGACGACUGGCUUGGGAUCAGAAACGCGUUGAGGCGACUUGCUCGUCGCCACGAGCAGAUGAGAUUGGGAGUGGGAGAGAUGGAGAGAAAUCUGGCUCGAACGGUUUCAGGUCUGGAAAAUGCUAUGAGAAGGGAAGAGAUCGAAGGAGAGAGAAGCAACCCAACGCCAUUGUAA